Astyanax mexicanus (Mexican tetra) is the source of this 765-nucleotide messenger RNA. Its product is annotated as sarcolipin. Gene Ontology annotation, cellular component: membrane. NCBI's taxonomy places the organism in Eukaryota, Metazoa, Chordata, Actinopteri, Characiformes, Acestrorhamphidae. The transcript has 2 exons. The coding region runs from base 254 to 349 and encodes 31 amino acids. Gene Ontology annotation, molecular function: enzyme regulator activity. The record is from RefSeq and is a predicted model, not a curated record.
UGCACCUUUGCAGGGUCACUUCAGGCAAAGAAAAAUUUGAGGGGGGCCUGAAAAAUCCAUUGAGAGAGACAGAGAGGGAGAAAGAGAGAGAAGAGGCAAAGAACGAGAGUGAACGAGGGGGAGAUACUGUCUGCGGCUGGGGAAGUUCCUGCAGGUGUGCAGUGGACUGCACAACAAAUCCCUUUCUUCUAAUCUCCCAUCAACAUCCCUCACAGAUUUCUCUUAAUCAGUACCUCUGUCCUGACUGCGAGAGAUGGACCGGUCUGUACAGGAGCUUUUUCUGAACUUUAUGAUCGUCCUGAUCACAGUGAUGCUCAUGUGGCUGCUGGUCAGAUCCUACCAGGAGUAAAGGAAAUGAGCGAGCGAUGGGCUCUAGCUGCUUAGCACUGCUCUUGCGAUGUAUGUCUGGGAGGAAAGCAUGCGGCACUGCCACCCCCACCCGAUCAACAGAUGGCGAUACUUGGUUUGGAAGCGAGAGAGAGAGAAAAGACCUUUGGCUGACUGCUCAACAACACAAGACAUCGGCUUCAGAAUGUAGUGGUUAAAAAUAUAAAGAGAAGAAUGAUGAUAUGGAUCUUAACUUUUUGUUUUGGCUGCUUUGGUGUACUUGUUUUUGGCUUUGGUUUAUCACAGCACUGAGCACAUGUUAACUGCAGUCACUGCCAGAUUGCUUUAACAUUGCAGUUUAGGUAAUGUUUAGGUAUCUGGACAUUUGGACGUGCUCAGACAAAAAUGAAAUAAAGAAAUAAACAGUAUUGUCUGUGA